Messenger RNA from Callorhinchus milii (elephant shark), 5500 nucleotides. It is a transcript of the gene pbrm1, whose product is annotated as polybromo 1. Gene Ontology annotation, biological process: chromatin remodeling. Bases 234 to 5234 code for a protein of 1666 amino acids. The record is from RefSeq and is a predicted model, not a curated record. Gene Ontology annotation, cellular component: RSC-type complex. The transcript has 31 exons. Lineage: Eukaryota; Metazoa; Chordata; Chondrichthyes; Chimaeriformes; Callorhinchidae. Gene Ontology annotation, molecular function: chromatin binding; protein binding.
UGGUGGGGGGGCCCCCGGGGAGGGGGCCGCGGUGCUGUCUCGGCUGUGUUCGGGUUUCGGGCUGUGCUGAGGCCGCUGAGAGGCCGCGGCUUGUCCUGGUUGAGGGCCCCGGUCCCGGAGCCUCUGGCGGGGAAGUGCUGCUGUGAACAGGAACAGAUAAAGGACAGGUCAUCGACUCCUGAGGAUCCUGCAUCCAGACGACUUUGUGGAAACUCGUGCCAUUUCCAGUAGGAAUGAAACUGAAGGGGGGAAGGGGUGUUGGUAAAGUUGCCAUGGCUUCGAAGCGGAAGAGGGCAACCUCGCCUUCGAGCAGCGCCAGCGGCGAGUGUGAGGACGGGCACCACGUGUCCGGUAGCACUGGAGGCUCUGGCAGGAAACGCCGCAAAAUCUCCAACGUGCCCACUGUCGAUUCAAUUGCUGUUUGCCAUGAACUGUACAACACUAUACGAGAUUACAAAGAUGACCACGGGAGACUGCUGUGUGAGUUGUUUAUCCGAGCCCCCAAACGCAGGAACCAGCCGGAUUACUAUGAUGUGGUUUCCCAGCCCAUUGACCUCUUGAAAAUCCAGCAGAAACUGAAGAUGGAGGAAUAUGAUGAUGUUGAUCAGUUAACCGCUGAUUUUCAACUGAUGAUCAGUAACACAAAGGCCUAUUACAAGGAAGAUUCAGUGGAGUAUAAAGCUGCCUGUAAACUGUGGGAUUUGUACAUCAGAACCAAGAACGAGUUUAUCCAGAGAGCAGACUAUGAGGAUGAUGAUGAUGACGAUGAUGAUGAUGGUCAGGACAACCCUGGCACAGCUGAGGAGGAAGUUAGCGCACCCUACAGUAAUUUGAAGGAGCAACUGGAGCAUCUGUUCGAGGCUGUGGCCACAUACGUGGACCCAGCAGGGAGGCUCGUGAGCGAACUGUUUCACAAGUUACCCUCGAGAGUGCAAUAUCCUGACUACUUUGAGAUUAUAAAGGAGCCAGUGGAUCUGAAGGCAGUCGCCCAGAGGAUUCAGAACGGUUUGUAUAAGAGUGUCAAUCUGAUGGCGCGAGACAUUGAGCUUUUAGUCAGAAAUGCCAAAACCUACAAUGAACCAGGGUCCCAGGUAUUCAAGGACGCAAAUACUAUUAAGAAACUAUUUAAUCAGAAGCGAGCUGAACUGAACCUAGAACCUACGAAAUCCAGUCUACGGAUCAGGAACCGGCGCUCAGCCCAGGGAGACCGUCUCUCUGCCAUCACCAUGGCACUUCAGUAUGGCUCGGAGAGCGAGGAGGAGGGUGGCUUUGCUGGGGUUUCCCGCUAUGAGGAAGGCGACUCUGAGGGAGAGAGCAUUGGUUCCUCUGUUGAUGUUUCCAGCCCGAUUUACCAGCUGUUUGACACAGUCAGGAGUUACCGCAACAGCCAGGGGCAGCUCCUGGCCCAGCCUUUCUUCCGCUUGCCGUCCAAGAAACAUUAUCCUGACUACUACCAGCAAAUCAAACAGCCCGUCUGCCUGAUGCUCAUCAAGCAGAAACUGAAGAGCAAUCAGUAUGAAACCUUGGAUCAGAUGGAUAAUGACUUGAAUAUGAUGUUUGAAAAUGCCAAACGCUAUAAUGUUCCCAACUCUGCUAUCUACAGACGAGUUCUGAAACUACAGCAGAUCCUGCAGGUGAAGAAGAGGGAGCUGUCUCGCAGAGACAUCAUUGAGGACGGGGACAGCAUGGUGUCCUCAGUGACCUCUGACACAGGCAGCGCCAAGAGAAAGAGUUUAAAGAAACUAGAAAAGAGCGGAAGGAAAAGUGAGACCCAUUUGAGGCAAAGACUGAAGAUCCUGUACAACACUGUGGUGGAAGCGCGUAACCCGGCCACAGGGCGAAGGUUCUGUGAGUUGUUCACUGUCAAACCAUCCAAGAAAGAUUAUCCUGAUUAUUACAAAGUCAUCCUGGAGCCCAUUGACCUGAGGAUAAUCGAGAUGAACGUCCGGAGCGGGAAGUACACCAGCGAGGAGGCCUUCGGGGACGACCUGAAACUGAUGUUCAGAAACGCUCGGCACUAUAACGAGGAGGGCUCCCAGGUUUAUAAUGAUGCCAACAUCCUGGAGAAAAUGCUGAAGGAGAAGAGGAAGGAGUUGGGGCCGCUGCCUGACGAUGAGGAGACCGCCUCGCCCAAAGUCAAGCUCAGCAGGAAGAUUGGAGUUUCACCAAAAAAAUCCAAGUACCUGAGCCCCCUGCAGCAGAAGCUGAAUGAACUGUACGAAGCCGUGAAGAACUACACAGACAGUCGUGGGCGCAGACUGAGCGCCAUCUUUCUGCGGCUGCCGUCUCGCUCCGAGCUUCCUGACUACUAUCUGACCAUCAAGAAGCCCAUGGACCUGGAGAAGGUGCGGAGCCACAUGAUGGGAAACAAGUACCAGGAUGUGGACGCGCUGGUGGAGGACCUGGUGAUGAUGUUCAACAAUGCCUGUACCUACAACGAGCCCGAGUCGCUGAUCUACAAAGAUGCUCUAGUCCUGCACAAGGUGCUGCUGGCCACAAGGAAGGAUCUGGAAGGAGAGGACGAUUCUCACAUCCCCAAUGUUAAGCUGCUGAUCCAGGAGCUGAUCCACAACCUGUUUGUGUCUGUGUUGAGCCACCAGGAUGAUGAGGGCCGGUGCUACAGUGACUCUCUGGCUGAGAUCCCAGCCACGGACCCAACCUUCCCCAACAAGCCACCGCUCACCUUCGAGAUCAUCAGGAAAAACAUUGAGACCAAUCGCUACGGGAGGCUGGAUGUGUUUCAGGAGCACAUGUUUGAGGUACUGGAGCGAGCCAGAAGGUUGAACAGAACGGAUUCUGAGAUCUAUGAGGAUGCAGUGGAACUGCAGCAGUUCUUCAUUAAGAUCCGUGAUGAAUUGUGUAAGAAUGGCGAGAUCUUGCUGUCCCCGGCCCUCAGCUACACCCUCAAACACCUGCAGCACGACCUGGAGAAGGAGAAAAAGUCAAAGCUGCCUCGAGAGAUUGAGGAAGACAAGCAGAAACGUGAGGAGGAGAAGAAAGAGUUCUCAGAGAAGAACAUGAAUGAGCAGGUGGGCAGUGACGGGCAGUUGGGGACCCAGCGCACCUACAGCCAAGACUGCAGCUUUAAGGACAACCUGUACCACGUUGGUGACUAUGUGUACGUGGCUCCCGCUGAGCCUGACCUGCUGCCCCACAUUGUCUGUAUAGAGCGGCUAUGGCAGGAUGAUACAGGAGAGAAGUGGCUGUACGGCUGCUGGUUCUAUCGUCCCAACGAGACAUUCCACUUGGCCACGCGCAAGUUCCUGGAAAAAGAAGUUUUCAAAAGUGACUAUUACAGUAAAGUGCUGGUCAGCAAGAUCCUGGGCAAAUGUGUGGUUAUGUUCGUCAAGGAAUAUUUCAAGAUCCGUCCUGAAGGCUUCAGGGAUGAGGAUGUGUUUGUCUGCGAGUCUCGCUAUUCAGCAAAAACAAAAUCUUUCAAGAAGAUUAAGCUGUGGACAAUGCCGGUGGGCACCGUGAGGUUUGUGCAGCGAGACAUUCCCCUGCCCGUGGUGAGAGUGGCUUCCGUGUUUGCCAACGCCCACAAGACAGAGAGCAGGGAGCCAGUGGGGCCCGUACCAGAGGACAGCAAACCCGACGACAGCACCAACAUCAUUGACAAGGAGCGGGAGGAUGUGCCGGUUGAGAUAGCGAGUGGGGAGCCUGGCUGCCAUUACCACGAGCAGCUUCAUUACAAUGAUCUGUGGCUCAAGGUCGGGGAUUGUGUUUACAUCAAAUCCCAUGGUUUAGUGCAGCCUCGUGUGGGCCGUGUGGAGAAGAUGUGGGUACGGAAUGGAGCCGCCUAUUUCUUUGGUCCCAUCUUCAUCCAUCCCGAGGAGACGGAGCACGAACCCACCAAAAUGUUCUACAAGAAGGAAGUAUUUCUCAGCAAUGUGGAGGAGACCUGCACCAUGUCCUGUAUUCUGGGCAAGUGCAGUGUGUUGUCUUUCAAGGACUAUCUGUCCUGUCGCCCGACUGAGGUGUCUGAGAGCGACGUCCAUGUGUGCGAGAGCCGCUACAACGAGACCGACAAACAGAUGAAAAAAUUCAAAGGACUGAAAAGAUUCUCCCUAUCAGCUAAAGUGCUGGAUGAUGAGAUUUACUACUUCAGGAAACCCAUUGUUCCCCACAAGCAGCCGUCUCCUCUCCUGGAUAAGAAGAUCCACGAUUUAGAAGCGAAGUUUGCGGAGUUUGAAGAGCCGGAUGAUGAUGUCGAGGAGGGAGGUGAAGAGGGGGCCGAGGCAGGGGAGCAGCCCUCAGCACCACAGACGCAGACACCUGCUCCCAGUGAGAUGGAGGUCACUCCACAUACACCUCCUCAGUCGACGCCUAAAUCUGCCAAAGGCACAAAGCAAAAGGAGGGCAAGAGGAAAACCAACCCAAGUGGCUACAUCCUGUUCAGCAGUGAGAUGCGAGCGGUGAUCAAGGCCAAACAUCCCGACUUCUCCUUUGGGGAGCUGAGCCGUCUCGUGGGCACCGAGUGGCGGAACCUGGAGGCCGUGAAGAAGGCAGAGUAUGAAGAGCGAGCAGCAAAGCAGGCUGAGCAGCAGGAGCGAGAGCGAGCAGCACAGCAGCAGGCAGCCUCCCCACGGGCUGGCACUCCUGUGGGGGCCAUCAUGGGGGUGGUGCCCCCUCCCACACCAAUGGGCAUUCUCCACCAGCAGAUGAGUCCUGUCACAGGCCUAGUAGGUGGCUACGCCCAGGGCCUGCCGCCAUUGCUCGUCCCCAGUGAUGGGCUGGGGGGCUUGGGCAGCAUGUCGUCACCCCAACUCCUCUCAGCCAUUCAGCCGCUCGGGGUCCUGGGUCAGGGGGUGGCCACGCUGGUGGGAGGCUCGGCCGCCGGCAACACGGGAGUUGUUUACGGACAACAGGGCGUGGCUGGGCAGCAGGCCCCGCCCCCCUACCCCUCACAGCCAAUGGCAGCGCAGGUGCAGCCUCCCUCCUCCCCCAUGUUUGUGGCCCCGCCCCCCCGGACCCAGCGGCUGCUGCACUCAGAGGCGUAUCUGCGCUACAUCGAGGGACUGCGGCCGGAGGCGCUGACCGUCAGCAAGUGGGACCUGAGCCUGGCAGCCAGACGGCAGGACGUGCACCUGAGUAAAGAGCAGGAGAGCCGACUGCCUUCUCACUGGCUGAAGAGCAAAGGUGCCCACACCACCAUGGUGGAUGCUCUGUGGCGUUUACGUGACAUUAUGCUGCGCGACACGUUAAACAUCCGCCAUGCUUACACCCUGGAAUAAUCCCCGGCUUUGCUUCCAGCCUCUGUUGUGGGGAAUAUGUCUGUGUUUGUGCCUGACCGGAAAAAGGCAAACAAUACACCUCUUGUCGGGUCAGGUUGUAACAUUUGUUUUUAUAAAGGUUUUAAUAAGCUUUAAUUGGAUGUUUCAGUUCGGUGUUCAAUGUUCCAGCAAUUUUCACAGUUUCCCGGCGGCUGUGAGUGAGUGUUUGUGAGGAGUUGUUCUGAAUUCAAGUUUUCAUUUAUAAAAAUAAAAGUACCUCGAGUGUC